AUGAAAAAUCGAAAGGAGUUGGGUAGUGGAGAGAGUAGAGCAAGGGUUCCAUGGUGCGAUCUUCCAAAGGAACUGUUGGAAACCAUAGCAUACUCUCUCCUUACCAGAGUAGAUGUUUGCCGAGUCCGUGCAGUGUGCAAGUCAUGGCGAUCCUCCAUCCCUCCCUUCAGAAAACCCAUCUCUCUGCCUCUCGAAUUCGCAGUUCCUUACCCAAACCCUUCGCAUCGCAGUCAUCCCAACAUGCUCUUACUCACUGAAAGCACGAUCUAUCUUCUCUCUCCCAAUUCACAAGCUUCCACUUCCAUUUCCACAAGGUCCAAGACUGCUUCGUGGGGCUGGUUAGUAAAGGUCCAAGAACAGGAAGCUUGCCGUUUCCGCGUCAUAAACUCAAUCUCCUGCCAACCCAGCCACCGUUUUCCCACUUUUCCCAAAUCAAUAAACUUGUUGGAUUUGCGGGUGUCUGAAUUGGCCAAAGCUUAUAGCGUUCGCUUCCCCAAUAAUGGUUUUACUCAAAAAGUGGUUUUCUCCUCCUCCAGUCCUGAUGAUUGCCCUUGCCCCUCACUCAUGAGGAUCAACGCAGGGUUUUUAUUUUACCUGAAAAUAGUAGAUGGCAGCGACUGGACCCUAAUAGAUGACACAGUCUCUCAGUUGGAUUAUGAAGAUGUUACUCUGUAUAAGAACAGAUUUUGUGCUGUGGACAAGUACGGAAGAGUUGUGGUGAUUGAUUCUUCUUCUUUGAAGGUUACAGAGAUUGCAUCUCCUUUCAAGGGUGAAAAUGAUGGUAACUCUAAGAUUUUAUUAGUAGAGUCGUCUGGGGAGCUGCUUUUGGUUGAAAGAUUACGUGAAAAGCCUCAUUUCAAGGUUUUUAAGCUGAGUGCGAAAGAGAGAGAAUGGGUGGAGGUGAAAAGUUUGGAUGACAAGGUCAUGUUUUUAGGUGGUGACUGCUCCUUCUGUGUCGCUGCUAAAGAUUUUGGCAAUGGAUGUAAAGGAGACUGCAUUCUUUUCACAGAUUAUUGUUCUACUUUUAGUGUAUUCAACUUGGAAGAUAGUAGUCUGAAACCAGUACAAAAACAUCCAGGCUAUAACAAAAUCUUUUACCUACCACCAUGA
This is a messenger RNA of Ziziphus jujuba (common jujube), 1110 nucleotides long. RefSeq names its product F-box protein SKIP23. The record is from RefSeq and is a predicted model, not a curated record. The transcript has a single exon. Bases 1 to 1110 code for a protein of 369 amino acids. Lineage: Eukaryota; Viridiplantae; Streptophyta; Magnoliopsida; Rosales; Rhamnaceae. Gene Ontology annotation, molecular function: protein binding.